This is a messenger RNA of Ixodes scapularis (black-legged tick), 900 nucleotides long. RefSeq lists its product as uncharacterized. NCBI's taxonomy places the organism in Eukaryota, Metazoa, Arthropoda, Arachnida, Ixodida, Ixodidae. The transcript has 5 exons. The record is from RefSeq and is a predicted model, not a curated record. The coding region runs from base 1 to 900 and encodes 299 amino acids.
AUGCUGAACGAUCGCAGUAGAUCCAUGACUGUCCAGGCACUGCUGCACGGCCUCGUUGUCCUUUCUGUGGCUCUCGCUUCUAACGUUAAAGAAACCGAACCGAAGUUCUUCAGUCUAAAGACUGCAAUGGAAAAGUUCGUUGGAGUUUUUGAAAAACAGUACAACACUAAAGUGAAUUGGACUGAUAUGUGGUCAAACAGCCAAGAAAUGAAAGACCUGUUCGGGGAAAAAAAGUUUUAUAUACAAGUCGAAGGGGGCACGGUAAAAAUGGGUGAUCCAAAAACAGGUUCCGGUGCCCGCAGCCUUUUGUACGCUAACCUCUAUAACAACGAAUCGAAUGCUACCCAAACAUACACUGUCACGCAUACUACCAUUCGCAAAGAAAGAACAUCUGUAAAAGUAAGCGACGGAUUCAGUCUGGGCAUUGAAACUUCGGGAGGUGUGUCAUUAAAAACAGUGUUUGGAUUGAGUGGCAGCGGCGGCGUUAAAUACAACUCGGACAACACCACGACCGACACUCAGACGAAACUCAAGACGUUUGCGGUGGCCACAGGAGUCAACGUUCCUUCCAACAGGACUGUUCGAGUGGAGUGGUUCGCCACCACCGCUGAAAGCGAUAUUGAUUGGACCUGCGAUUUUACCAUCAGCGGAUACUUUGCCAUAGGGCUCAAGGAAAAAUUUCAAGACACCUACGUGCUCAUCCUUCCAGCGUAUUACCUCGCCCUUGCCAACAACGAAAUGGAAAUAGUAGGCCCUCGGCACGCGCGCUUCGUGGCUAAAGGUGUGUUUAGAAAGGUCUUUGUACCGGGAUCUGACAUCUACACGAAUGAUGUGACGGAAACGCUGAAGAAAAGAGAGGUGAUUGUUUCUGGAAGGUCACGGAUUGCUGGUGAAUUUUAA